AUGUCGGGACGUCGAGACAUCGCCGACAUCACUAUAUCAGGACGUCCGGAUGUUGUUGGCGUCGGGAUGUCGGGACAGCAUCAGUCACCCCCAGAACUUCUCGCUGGGGCUGUAUCCAGAAGUGUCUUCGCAAGUCCUAGUGGAAACAGGUCAGGCGAGCCUGGUGCAUCCGCUGACUUCUGGCUCAGCACUGAAGAUGAUUCUGUGGAAUAUCCUGGCUAUGGUCAGCCUGCUUCAGCUCCUCAAGCAAUUCGCAAUCUCGGUGGUCCUUCCAGUCUAGAAACCGCUUUCCGGCGCGGCGCGUCAAAAUCAGAGACCUUGGUCGAGCUCAAACUUCCGCCCGACGACUCCUUUGUGCAUCCAGUUCCUGGCGAAGUAGUCGCGAACGAUGCCAGCAUGAACUUGGAAACGCUGUUUCCAACUGUAGCAUCAACUCUAGGUCCUCCAGAAAUGAAUAUAUACCCGCAGCUUGUUGAAGAAGGCAUCGAUACUGCGAAAAACACGAAGCCAUCUUCAAAUCAAGCACUUCGAAGUAAUCUCCGAUUAUUCCCUCCGCCGAUAUUUAGUCGCCAAGGCAUUGCUCAAAGCUAUAAGUUGUUCAAAGGGAAUCCAGCUUCUAUUGUAUCAACUGUCGUCAACGAAGAAACCGGAGAGAAGAGACGAAUGAUCAACAGGAUGCGUUGGAAAGGCUAUGAUCCCGCUACUAUUGCGUUCUCGGAUCCCACCGCUCCUGACAAACCUCCGACGAAUGUAGGAGCAGUGCGGGAGCAAGUGGAUAAAAAUAUCCUGAGGAUCCUGAGGGACGUUUGGGGCGUUGAUCAUUUUCGAGAACUGGCAGGAGACGUACUGAACUUUGGACUGGCCAAAGAAGCGUCAGUCUCAUAUCCGGCCUAUGCCAACUCGGUUCAUUUGCUCACCGUCGCUGACGAUGUUGCUGUCCCUCGUUCUCGUAUCACACUUGUUGGACGACCCGGGCUUGUUGACCUUGGACCAACUUACAACUCGGGCUUAGACACGACUCUACGACCUCCAACUCCUCAUGUCAAACUCUGGACGCACCUGAAUAAUUACCAGCAUGAUCAUGUCAUGUUCGAGUACAACUCGGGCUUAGACACGACUCUACGACCUCCAACUCCUCAUGUCAAACUCUGGACGCACCUGAAUAAUUACCAGCAUGACCAUGUCAUGUUCGAGUACAACUCGGACUUAGACACGACUCUACGAAGCUCUACGACCUCCAACUCCUCAUGUCAAACUCUGGACGCACCCUCACACUUACCGCUGGAUCAAUGGAAUUGUGUCAUUUGGUUUAGAUAUCAGCGCAACGUUUUGCCUAAUUCUAUGAACUGUGGAAUCAACGCCCAGAAGAUGUCUCGCCGCCGCAGCACCACUCGAGACCCUCUAACUAUAUCUAGUCUGAAACAAUUCAAUCGUUUCUUUACAUUUUCUUCCAUCGAUUAG
Molecule: messenger RNA, 1461 nt
Organism: Lentinula edodes (shiitake mushroom)
Lineage: Eukaryota; Fungi; Basidiomycota; Agaricomycetes; Agaricales; Omphalotaceae
Exons: 8
Coding region: 1-1461 (486 amino acids)
Biological process (GO): transcription initiation at RNA polymerase III promoter
Cellular component (GO): transcription factor TFIIIC complex
Source: RefSeq, a predicted model, not a curated record